AUGCGCGAGUUCAUGGACUACAUCCAGACCGCCUUCUACACAGCAACGGGCUGGAACCGUGACAACUCGUACAGCUCCCUCAACGCGACUUCCGACGCCUUGCUGGGCUUUGAGACCCCGCGGGGCCUGCGCCUGACCCUCUCCUCGCUCGCGACGCCGCACUUCGCCACCGCCUACCAGCUCGGUUCCGUCGGCGUUGUCGACGGCUCCAUAUCGUACCUGUACUCGACCGUGCCGCUCGACGGCCACACCAUCGCGCGCAGCGAACGGAUACCCCUGCCUGACCUGCUGAGGAGCUAUCGGCCGUUGUUGGAGCUGUCGAGGCCGGGUAGUGUACAUGAUGGCGGCGACGGGGCUGGCUCGACGGCACGGAACGGCAUCGGCGCAAACCGUAAGGGGAGGGAUGUGCUGACGUGCGGGAGGCUGUAUCUGCCCAUGUCGAUGCUCGAGGCGCUCGUGGUGCGGAGGUUGUCGCCCAAGCUGCAGAUGCAGGUGAGCGCCGUGUCGGAGCAGACGUUGAGAAAUGGCGGCACCGUGCUGGGCAUGAUACAAUACGACGAGGGCAGGUACGGGUUGGAGGGUCUGGCCUCGUCAGAUGGAGGUCUCAUGGGUGUGCGCGGGCUGUACAACUUCGGAGGCGACGUUGCGAACCUGAGUGCUGGCGCAAAUGGGACAGGUGAGAAUGGGAAUGGAGCAGGUAAUGGCGAACGGGAGCGCAUCUACGGACGGUUCAGCACGGGCGCCGAGCUGUACUACGGGACGCUGAACAAGUCGGGAGGCAUGAGUCUUGGCGCGCGGUUUGCGACGCUGCCCACGCAUAAGGGAACGCCACUCACGGCGACGAUGACGAUCAACCCGUUGAUGGGCAACAUCAGCUGGACCUAUGCCGUCAUGGCUGGGAGCUACUGCUCACUAGCCACCAAGAUGGACUUCAACGUCUACAGCUACGAAAGCGACUGGGCGGUAGGCAUGGAGCUGUGGAGGAAGAAAGGAGCAUGGAGCAUCGAAAGCGUACAAGAGGCGGCUCCAAUCGUGACUCCGAGUGGGCGACCGGCGAGGAGCUUCGAUGCCAAGAUGGAAUGGAGGCUUGACGACGCUCUGCCGACGCUGGACUCUCCUGGUGUACUUCCAUCCCCGAAAGUGGUGGCCGAGCCCAAGAAGGAGAGGAGCUUCCAGGCCAGGAUGGAGUGGAGUUUGGACGAGGCCAACGCGGACACAGCUACAGACAUGGUCGCUGACGGUGGUGAAGACGGCGACCAGUACGCAGGAGUGUUGAAAGCGCGUCUGGACCAACAUUGGCGUGUUGGCCUCUUGUGGGAGGGGCGGGUCAAGUCUCUGCUGUUCAGCCUGGGUAGUGGGAUCGACCUGCGACGACCCGACUCACCAUUUCGGACUCUCGGGCUUGAAGUACAGUUCUCGUCGUGA
Anthostomella pinea is the source of this 1425-nucleotide messenger RNA. Lineage: Eukaryota; Fungi; Ascomycota; Sordariomycetes; Xylariales; Xylariaceae. The record is from the annotation of a GenBank genome assembly.